Messenger RNA from Pseudomyrmex gracilis, 3594 nucleotides. RefSeq lists its product as uncharacterized. Bases 1 to 3594 code for a protein of 1197 amino acids. Lineage: Eukaryota; Metazoa; Arthropoda; Insecta; Hymenoptera; Formicidae. Gene Ontology annotation, biological process: DNA integration. Gene Ontology annotation, molecular function: nucleic acid binding. The record is from RefSeq and is a predicted model, not a curated record. The transcript has a single exon.
AUGACGGACGUCUCACCCGAAUUGGUGCAAGCGCUCUCGAGUCUUCUCGCCAACGCGAUUCAGGCGUCUACGGCGAACAUAGCCGCUUCUUCGGGCGCCGAAACAGUGAGUUCAUCAGGGUUACCCCUAGCAGCGUCGUUUAAAACACCGACUUUCACGGUACCGGAAUAUCACUCGACGGACGGAACAACAGUCUGCGAUUACUUUCAGCGUUUCGAUUGGGCUCUUCAGUUAAGUAAAAUUCCUGUUGAUCUACAUGCGACAUACGCUCGAGUGUAUAUGGGGGCUGAAUUAAAUAACGCCCUAAAGUUUUUAGUUAGUCCACGCUCGCCUGAGAAUUUCACGUACGACGAGAUACAAACAGCGCUCGUGAAGCAUUUUGAUCGUGCAAGAAACAAGUUUGCAGAGAGUAUUAAGUUUCGCCACAUCGUACAAAGCGAAGAUGAGACAGUCGCUAGUUUUGUACUUCGCCUUAGGCGGGGUGCAGUCUAUUGCGAUUACGGCGCUUUCCUAGAUCGAAUGCUGAUUGAGCAGUUCUUGUGUGGGCUGAAAUCCAAGAAGAUGUGUGAUGAGAUCAUCGCAAAAAGUCCAGUGGCGUUUUCCGAAGCAUAUGAAAUUGCGAAUUCUCUUGAGGCAACGCGGGUCACAGCGGACACCAUUAAAACGACUCCGGCUGGACCAAACAGUGGUAUUCAGAAGCUAAGCGUAGUUCCAGUUAAAGUGAAACACAGUAGGAAACAACCUCGCACCCGAUCGUUAUCUCGCGGUCGAGGAAGUCAAGGCGCGCACCCAAAUACACGCAAGGGCCAAAACAAGGGUCAGUCCCCCUGCAAUGGGUGUGGUGGUCCACACAGACGGGAUCAGUGUAAAUUCCGUGAUGCUACGUGUCACAGUUGCCAAAAGAAAGGACACAUUGCGAAGGUGUGCAGGGCCAGGAGAUCAACGGAAACCACAGAUCAGGUGGCAGUAUCCUCACAACCGGCAGAGCAUGUCGAUACUCUUCAGUCAAUUAAUACGGUUCAGGUGAAAGAGCCAGCCGAUGCGAUGCGUAAACGAGUACUAAGUGUGAAAAUUGAUGGCCGACUUGUAGAUAUGGAACUUGAUACGGGAGCACCGUGUAGCGUAAUCAGUGUACAGACUCUGCGUUCAAUUAAACCGCAUUUUACUUUGCAGGCCACCACUCGACGCUUUGCUAGUUAUACAGGCCAUGCUGUUAGUUGCAUCGGGCGUGUUUUAGUCAACGCGACAAUCGGCUCGACAACCAGGAGACUGUACCUGUACGUGGUCGAGGGUCUAUUUGAUACUCUUCUUGGAAGAGAGUGGAUUUCACAUUUUGCCAGUGAAAUAGACUUUAAGGAUCUCUUUUCGGAGUCGACUGGGGUCCAUGCGUUGUCCGUUGCCGCGCCACAAUUGUCGACAGCCCAACAUAAUCGCUUGAGCCAGCUACUUUGUCGUUAUGAGGACGUUUUCAGUGAGGUGCCGGGAAAGCUUGUUGGUCCGCCAGCCAAGGUGCAUUGGAAACAAGGAGCAUCACUUGUUUUUGCUAGAGCGCGUGAAAUACCGCUUGCGUUACAAGAUGCUUACGCCAAGGAAAUUGAUGCUAAGAUUGCAUCAGGUUUUUACGAACGGGUUGAGUAUUCAGAGUGGGCAUCGACUACCCACGUAGUAGUCAAAAGUAAUGGCAGGUUACGAAUCACCGGCAAUUAUAAGCCGACACUGAAUCCGUAUAUGAUCGUGGAUGAGCAUUCUAUUCCGCGAGCCGAUCAUUUUUUUCAUCGAAUGAGAGGCGCAACUCUCUUCUGCCACUUGGAUAUUACAGAUGCGUACACGCAUUUACCUGUAGACAGUGAGUUCAGCCAAGCGUUAACAUUAAACACACCAACACAUGGAUUAAUACGACCCAAACGUGCGGUCUAUGGUGCGGCUAAUAUACCUGCAAUCUGGCAACGCCGUAUGGAAACCGUUUUGCAAGAUCUGCCCAAUGUUUUAAGUUUCUUUGAUGAUAUACUCGUAUUUGCAGAAGGAUUCGAAAACCUCUUGUCUGCUCUAGACACCACACUGGAACGAAUUAAAGCCCAUGGUCUUAAACUGAACCGGAAGAAGUGCGUGUUUGCAGCACCGUCGGUGGAGUUCCUGGGACAUAAAAUAGACGCCAGCGGCAUACAUAAAUCAGAUAAGCAUAUUGCAGCCGUCAGAGACGCGCCUAAGCCGUCUACCCGUGAGGAAUUGCAGUUAUUUUUGGGUAAGGCUACCUAUUACAGCUCUUUUAUCCCAAAUUUGUCAACGCAAGAUCGACCUUUGAGAGACAUGUUACGGACGGANUCACUUGUGUGGUCUUCAGCAGCGAAUAAGGCAUUUCACGAUAUCAGAGAGGCUCUUAUUUCCGAACAAGUUCUUAUGCCUUACGACCCAAAGCUACCACUUGUACUAGCAACAGAUGCAAGCAAAACAGGCCUAGGUGCAGUCCUGUCUCAUCGACUGAGCAAUGGUCUGGAACGGCCUAUUGCCUAUGCAAGUCGAACAAUGACGUCGACUGAACAGCGCUACCCUCAGAUUGACAAGGAGGCGUUGGCAAUAGUGUGGGCGGUACAAAAGUUCUUUCAUUACUUGUAUGCACGCCACUUCACACUCAUUACGGAUCACAAGCCUCUAGUGCAAAUCCUCCAUCCAACAAGAUCUCUACCGGUUUUGUGCAUCAGUCGUAUGGCAAAUUACGCAGAUUACCUUGCGCACUUUAAUUACGAUGUCAUGUUUAGACCAACUAAAGCCCAUACUAAUGCAGAUUACUGCUCGCGCUUACCGUUGUUACCCACAACCAGUGCAGUGCACUCACUAACUAUCGAGAAGCAGCCGGAAACGAUCGAUGAUGUUCUCACAUCGUUUGUCCUUUGUCAAGUUAAUCAGUUGCCGGUACGAGCAACUCACGUCGCACGCAAGACGAAGAAGGAUGUCGAGUUGGGAAAGUUAGUUCGACUACUGGAGGAAGGUUGCGACUUGGGCCGUUAUGGAUAUAAGGCACCAGAAGCGAACUAUACAUUGGUCUCUGGUUGUUUGAUGUUCGAGCAUCGGGUGGUGAUUCCACCGUCGUUACAGCAGGCAAUCCUGUGUGAUCUCCAUUCAGCACAUGUCGGGAUUGUCAAGAUGAAAGGCAUUGCUCGUUCCUUCGUCUAUUGGCCUGGUAUUGAUAGAGCGAUUGAACAGAGUGUCAAGUCCUGUGGGGAGUGUGCGAAACAUGCUAAUACGCCAACACGGUUUCUGGAUCAUCAUUGGGAGUACCCAAAGAGCCCGUGGGAACGGGUUCAUGUUGACUAUGCAGGACCAGUUGCGGGCUCGAUGCUGUUGGUAAUUGUCGACGCCUACAGCAAGUGGCUUGAGGUUAAGCCUACCAAGUCUACUACUACGCAGGCUACNGUUCAACUCCUGGAUGAAUUGUUCUCAACAUAUGGGUCACCAGUUACCAUUGUUUCAGAUAAUGGUACUCAGUUUACAGCUGGUGAGUUCAGUCAGUUCCUCAAGCAAAGCGGAGUAAAGUACCAUAAGCGAACAGCUCCGUAUCAUCCUUCGACGAAUGGCCAAGCUGAGAGGUACGUGUAA